UUUACCUUGCUUAAACCGAUUAAUGUACUAUUAAAACUGUCGUUGUAUCUUUUUGUUCAAAAAUCCAUCCAAGUUUGGAAUCUCUAUGUAAUGCAAACGAUUAAUAUGGUCAAAAUGGGUCAAGAGUUCCAACUUUUUGGUCAUUGAUUGCCUCAAGUUUCUGCACAUUGUUCCUAUUUUGAGAUGCAUGUGAAACUCAUGAGCACUUUGUUAUUGAUGUCAUUUAUUUUUUCUUGAUUGCAUAAAAUGGUUCUCUCCAAUUCUGGUGGUUUAGUUGUGCCUGAUUUUUUAGUUGAGGAGCAUAAAACAUGGGAUUUGAUUAGACCCAUUUCAAAGUUUCUAGCUUUCCAUUUUGGAGAGUUCAAUGAUAGGAAGCAUUCAAGCUGUUUGAUAUUUAGUUCAAUUUGUUCAUUCAUUCGUCAGUGGUUGUUUAUUUGUUUACCCACAUUCUUGAAUUUGGGAAGUGGAAACAAGGCCCGAAAGGCUUAAGUAACUCCUUCUCCAUGAGUUUUCCAACAGGCUCUCCCAGAGGUUCUUGGCAGCCAACCAUGACUGCUCAAACCAACAACCAUAGUUACUGGCUGAACUGGAGAUUUUUGCUUUCUUCCAUCUUGGUUAUGGUCUCAAUCACCUUCUCAUCAGUGCUGAUAUGGAAGCAUGAACGUUUGAGAAGGAUAGCGAGAAAUGGCAGCAGGGAAAUUCAAGAAGAAACAUCAGCAACUUUGUAUGAGGAUGAAACUUGGAGGCCUUGUCUGAAAGGAAUUCACCCUGCCUGGUUGAUGGCUUUUAGAGUCUUUGCAUUUUUUGUUCUUUUGGUGCUUCUCAUAGUGAAUGUUGUUGUUGAUGGGGGAAGCAUUUUCUACUAUUAUACUCAGUGGACUUUAACUUCAGUCACCAUUUACUUUGGGCUUGGAUCUUUGCUCUCUAUGCAUGGAUGUUACCAACAUCAUAAGAAAGCGCGUGGGGAUAAGGUUGAUAAUGUGGAUGGAGAUGCAGAGAAAGGAAUGCAUAAUGCUCCUGCAAUCCCUCCAGGUUCUAAUGCAUCUGACCAAGAGAAAAACUUGAAGGCCCCAGAAAAAGAUCCUCUUCGCCAACUUGCGGGAACUUGGGGUUAUAUUUUUCAAAUAAUAUUCCAGAUCAAUGCAGGUGCUGUUAUGCUCACUGAUUGUGUAUUUUGGUUCAUAAUUGUUCCGUUUCUUACCAUCAAAGAUUACAAUCUAAAUUUUUUCAUAGUCAGCAUGCAUACAUUCAAUGCGGUUUUCCUUAUCAGUGAUACAGCUUUAAAUUGCUUGCGGUUCCCUUGGUUUCGAAUCGGAUACUUUUGCCUAUGGACAGUCACAUAUGUGAUUUUCCAGUGGAUUGUUCAUGCUUCCAUUAAUCUCUGGUGGCCAUAUCCAUUUCUUGACUUGUCAUCCUCAUAUUCUCCACUAUGGUACUUUGCAGUGGCACUACUGCAUAUUCCUUGCUAUUCUAUUUUCCCUUUGGUGAUGAAGCUGAAACACGAUGUGUUUUCAACAUGGUACCCUGACUCAUAUCAAUGUGUUAGGUGACUUUGGCUUAGGACUAAGCUACGGCUUCAAAUUUCUGAAGUAUGAAGUGAACUCACAUACUGAAAUAAAUAAAUAGCAAAUAUUACCUCUUUGUUUAUUUUGUUUUUCCCGGGAAGAAGCAACUAGAAAUUUGCUCUUCCUAACACUUCUCAAAGAGAUGCCCUAUGUUUGAAUACACGUGGUUAAAUGUGCAAACAGGCCCUAAUACUCGCUUUGAUAUAAAAAAUAAUGAAACUCUUAUAAAUUGAGAUGAGGGUAAUGAUAUAUACACACCUCAUUUUUCAAAUACUUCAUUUCCACCUCUUUU
Molecule: messenger RNA, 1857 nt
Organism: Lotus japonicus
Lineage: Eukaryota; Viridiplantae; Streptophyta; Magnoliopsida; Fabales; Fabaceae
Exons: 8
Coding region: 504-1550 (348 amino acids)
Cellular component (GO): membrane
Source: RefSeq, a predicted model, not a curated record